Brienomyrus brachyistius is the source of this 2765-nucleotide messenger RNA. RefSeq names its product coiled-coil domain containing 71 (gene ccdc71). Bases 423 to 1469 code for a protein of 348 amino acids. The transcript has 2 exons. The record is from RefSeq and is a predicted model, not a curated record. NCBI's taxonomy places the organism in Eukaryota, Metazoa, Chordata, Actinopteri, Osteoglossiformes, Mormyridae.
UUUCUCCUUAUAUAGAUAAUUUCGCCAUUUUCUGGGCGUUUUCCGCAGUAAUGCGCCGUCCCCUUCCUAUUCCUUACGCAACAUAUCUCCGCCUAUCCUCUCUGCCUGUUAUCUUUACAGCUCCCCCCACUUUGAGGUAGCAGCCAUUUUGAUUUGGUCUCCUUUGGGCUCUGGUGGUCUGUAAACCAAUUGGUGCACGCUGAAACGGUGAAGCCACGGCGGCGAGCUGUGUCGUCGGGUCCCGUCUUCCUGCUGCGCGUCCUCGCUGCUUUGUGUACCGCUGCCAGCUGGUAUUUUAAACGGGAACUUUCUGGCAAAUGAAGUCAGAGCGCACUCCCUGAAAAGCCGCGACAAAUAGCUGCCGCAGGAAGGGUUCUCCCCCAGUUGAGGCUUUUUAUGCAGAUCAGCUUUUGGCUUAUGCCAUGAAUUGUGACGAGAAGGUUCUGGACAAGGCCAUUAAUUCCUGGUCAAGACUGGCCGUAGCAGGACAAAUAACCCUUCUGGAGGCUUUGAAGGUGUUCAACCCCAUGUCAAAAGAUCUUUCAGAGACUGAGACGCAGCUUAAGUCGUUCCUUCAAGGAAUCUGGGAUGAGGGCCAUAGACCCACAGUGCUAAAAAGCAAAGAUGUCUAUGGGUACCAGUCAUGCGUAGCUGCACCAUUGCUGCUAGAGAGAGAGCCUGAAAUGCCAGGCUUUGACAACAAAGUUCCUAAGGUUCAGAAGCCUGCUAAGAAACGAAGCCGGAAAUCUGUGCUGAAGAGGAGGAGAGUCCGUUACAAGUUGUUGAGCCCAGCUACUGAAAUUGUUUUAAAGAAGCAGCCAAAGAUCUUGUUAACAAACCUCUCGCAAGAGUCCCUCAAACAAAUGAUCCAUUCCCCAUCACUGCAUUCGACUGCUAGUCCAGUGCAGCAGUGCUUGAAAUUGACGAAUAUGAGCGGCCCCUCAGGUGGCCACACUGCAAGGCUGCAGAUUCAUUCAGAUUUGGCACCAUGGGGCAUCGCCGCCCCCAGUUCUCACCCACCGGAGGCACGAUCCGGCAUCCCAGUUCAGCCCCUGGAGAGUGCUGGCAAGACACCUGAAGUAAUUGCCUUGGAAAAUCUGGAGAAGGCGGACACAUCCCUUGUUGGAAAAUCUACAGCUGUGUGCGAGAACAGCAGAGUUGUGAAAAAGACCGACAGCUGUUACAAAAUGGUCCCGCUAAGGGUAGGUAGGUCAGAUAAGCUGGAUUGGAGGGACAGGGACCAUGUGACCGUUCUUGGUAAUUCAGUGGGCCAGGAUAUGUCCAGGUCCAUCUGGAUUAGGGAAGACCCACGGGACUUGCGACCAAACGAAAGCAGUUUGUGGUCUAAGGUGAUUAAAGUGGAUGAUUUGACCACAGAUGAAGAAGUGAGACUGAAAGCCCAGAAGAUUUUACAGGUUAAUUUGUCUCCCGUGAUACACAUUAGACCUCUUGUGGUUUAUCCCGUAUAAACUGAAUAGUUUUAAAGGAACUACUCACCCGCUUUUGCUAUUUGGGAAGGUUUUUUUUAAUGUAUAUUUUUAUACGCAUAACAUGAAGUUGCUGAGCCUGACUAGUCUUCAAGGUUUAUUGUAUAUAAAUACCUUGUAUCCAUUGGAUAUAACCCAAGAGUCGAAUUUAAAAUAACCUUUAUAUGUCUGUGAAGUGUGAACAUAUUUGGAUUUGACACUGGAUGAUUCCUGUCCCCUCCACACCUCUAGUUCGGCACCUGUACAAAUUGACUGUACUCAGUUGCACAAAUACACACACAUACAUGCACGUGUGUAUGUACAGCUUGUAACCCCUGUUGACGUUGGUGAUUAGUCUGACAGUCAUGUCAGUACUAUGCGGUGUCUAUGGAAUUGUAUCCACAGUGUGCCCGGGCCAGUCCCUAGAGAGACCCAUUUAGAUACUCAAAGAAAUUAAGCAUGGGUAUGUGGCUUUAAAUGCCUUAAAUAUAUUGUUUUGGUUUUGGGUAUGUCUUGAAUGUGGGUGCUUUGUUUCAGGGCAGAAUUAAACAAGCCAUUCUGUUCUGUUCAAAUUUACAAUGGGAUUGAUGUGUUGCAUCAACUUCUGCUGAAGCUGUUUUAAUGGUUUUCUGCUUUUGCUAAUUUAACCUUCUCCCCCCUCAAUCGCAGUGAUUGUUCUGGAGUUUAGAGGCAAAUACCCAUGUUUGCAUUCUGAAUUGUGGUUUAAAGACUCCAGGACAAGGAGCUUCAAAGUAGUCAGAGCCUAUAGCGUUACUAUUUUUUUUUAAUAGGACAAAAAAGUAAUUUAAUGACCCCUGAAAUAAAACCAUUGUGCUUUAAGAUUUACUGUAGUUUUUUUUUUUUAAUUCCAAAAUGUAGUGUUACAUUUUAUACAUCUUUUUUUUAUUGUUGUUCAUUAAUAUUUAUGUUUGUUUUAAAGAAUAAUAUCAAAUGAUUGUUGUUGCUUGGCUGGAGAGGAGACUAUAGGCUACACUUAAUGCUUUGGAUUUUAAAUUAAGGGUAUCGAUCUCUGAAGAAAUAACACUUUCACUGGCAAAGCAACAAAAUAUGGUAACGAUUGGCUUUUUUUUAAAUUGCUUCUUUCAGGUCACUUAUAGUGGGAAGUGUUUUUAUAGGAGUUCUGGAUGGACUCGUUUUCUGGUUAAUAUUUUUUUUUUAUAUAUAAAAUUGUCAUAAGGCAUGGUUCUGUGAACAAUUUUUUUUAAACGAUUCUUUCAGUGUUGUAUAUUUGGUAUUAUUGUUCAGACAUUGAAAUAAAGCUUUGUUUAGAAAGGAAAA